CUCUGCGAGUGACGAGGAGGUCGCUCUGACUUGCUGUGAGGAAAGCAAUGUGGAUUCCUGGGUCAUGGAUUCUGGUGCUUCAUUUCAUGCCACCCACAGCGGUGAAGCAUUGCAGAAUUUGGUUAUUAGAGACUUUGGAAAGGUACGACUAGCGGACGAUAGAGCUCUUGAGGUGACGGGCAUUGGUGACAUGGUGUUGAAGACCUCAGUCGGUUUCUCGACUUUGAAGGAUGUCAGAGUGGUUCCAGCCUUGAAGAAAAGUUUGAUUUCUGUCAGGCAGUUGGACGAACAGGGACACGAGGUAAAGUUCAGAGAUGGGCAGUGGAAGGUCGUGAAGGGAAAUCUUGUCAUAGCCCGUGGAAAGAAGAGAGGUUCGUUGUACAUGGUCGGGUUACCAUCUGAGGGAGUGACCGUCCCAGUUCAGAAGAGAAACAAAGUCCGGUUCACAGAGUCUCGUGGGCAGAAUAAGGUUGUCUGUGCAAGAGAGAAACCUAGAGCCACUGGUCAGACUCAGGAUGAACGAGCGUGGAAAGGUUCAAGGGGGCCAGUCAGAGGUAUUUAUGGCAGUGGGAGCUCAAGAGGCGCUUCAGCCAAGUUGCCUAGAAGACAGUGGGUCAGGAGAACCAGUAUUCCAGCUGUUGGAACAUCUCCAGAAAAUUUCUUGCUGAGUAUGGAGAGUGUUUGUUCUCAAGAUGUUCCAGGAUCCGGCAGUGUGCGUCUGCAGUGGGAGCCAGUAGGGACCGAGGACGAGUCAAGGUCAGAUUUUGCCGUGACUGAUGUGUUGGAGCUUGGGAGAGCUUCAACGGGCCUUUCAGUUGUCUGAUGUUAGGGCCGCUGCAAUAGGAGAGCUGAGGAAGAUUACUCGAUGUACAAGGAAUCGUGGUGGAUGGCAGUUGAUGACUAUCAAGCCUCCAAGUGGGAGAAUGUUGGGUUUGUGGAGGCUUGGUCUUGAUUUUUGG
Cuscuta campestris is the source of this 959-nucleotide messenger RNA. The record is from the annotation of a GenBank genome assembly. Lineage: Eukaryota; Viridiplantae; Streptophyta; Magnoliopsida; Solanales; Convolvulaceae.